UCAUUAGAGGGAGCUGUCGGCCGGAGGGAGCCGCGCUUGCUGCAGUGUGAGAUCCGCUUCUGCCUCUUGCAGCCGCUGCUUCCUCAGGAGCGAGCGAGAGGCGAGAAGUCACGGCGGAGACUCGGCCCGGCUGCGGGGGUGGUAGGCAGCGCGAGCCGCCGGCGGCAUGAAUCCCUCGGGCCCCCGCGCGCCUACCCCGGGGACAGAGCCAGCCAGGCGGAGGCCGCUGCAAGGGGAGUAGAGCGGCCGGCGCGGGGCGCUCCUGGCCCGUUACCCAGGGCCCGGCCAGUCACCUCCGGGUCCAUGAGACCGCCGAGCCGCCUCUGCCUCCCGCCGCCGUCAACCGCGACACGCGCCGCAGCCUCCCGCCGCGGCCUCCUCUGUGCCCCUGCGCCGCAGGAGGAAGAGCCCACAUACUCUGGUGUGAAGAGAAUGGCUGUGACUUUAGAACAGGCCCAGAGGGUGGGCUAUACAUUUCUGAAAGGACUCCUGAGGUUCGGCUUCAUGGUUGCCAAUAACCUGGUUGCUAUUCCAUCCUACAUCUUGUAUUUAAUUAUACUGCAGCCUCUUCGACUGUCGGAUAAUAAGCGGUUCUGGUAUAUCGAAGGAGUAUUAUUUAAAUGGCUUUUAGCUAUGGUGGCUUCCUGGGGCUGGUGGGCAGGAUAUACAGAAAACGCACUGAUUCGGCUACAAGAGCUGAAGUCCCUGUGAUAAUGGGCCUUUGGUACCUUGUCAUGCGUCUUUUCAAGAUGCACAUGUUCUGUGGACAUUCUAGGUGAGCUUCUGGUUCUUCUUGAGGAGGUGGUGGCGGCAGCAAAAUUACUUUCCAGUUUGUGGUGCUAGAACUGUCACAAACAUUGCACUGCUUCAGAACUGUCUUGCCUGGUACAGCGUGAGCUUUUCCAGAUGUGCUAGUCUUUUAAUCUCUUAUGUUUACAUUUGCUCAUUAAAAGAAGUCUGCAUGGUAUUUGCAGUGGCAGGUGCUUUUUAGAUGUCCACUUCAGUCUCUCAACACAAUAAAGGAAAGCUCUUCCAACAGGAAAAGAGGGACCUUUAUACUGUUGAAUGUAUGUGAUAAUUGGAUAUGUGAAAGUUAUCAGCAUAAUGGUAAGGUAAAAUUCAUUCAGCAUAUGACCCUGGGGAUGGUAUGUGCAGAUUGAAAACGCUAGUUAAAAUUCAAGCUAUCGUCCCAUGACUCUAUGACUGUCAGUGAAUUUUGAAGGCAGUUUCUUUGGGAUCUAUUCCCUGCUGACUGCAGAACUGUGUGAUUUCUUUUGCCUCUUGCAUGGAAAGCGGUUUCGACAUGA
Chelonoidis abingdonii (Abingdon island giant tortoise) is the source of this 1307-nucleotide messenger RNA. Lineage: Eukaryota; Metazoa; Chordata; Testudines; Testudinidae. The record is from RefSeq and is a predicted model, not a curated record.